This is a messenger RNA of Drosophila eugracilis, 1418 nucleotides long. It is a transcript of the gene Ubc6, whose product is annotated as ubiquitin-conjugating enzyme E2-17 kDa. The record is from RefSeq and is a predicted model, not a curated record. Bases 152 to 607 code for a protein of 151 amino acids. NCBI's taxonomy places the organism in Eukaryota, Metazoa, Arthropoda, Insecta, Diptera, Drosophilidae. The transcript has 3 exons. Gene Ontology annotation, cellular component: HULC complex. Gene Ontology annotation, molecular function: ubiquitin conjugating enzyme activity. Gene Ontology annotation, biological process: proteasome-mediated ubiquitin-dependent protein catabolic process; protein polyubiquitination; DNA repair.
AAUUAUAUAUAUGAGAAGUGAGUGACAGCAGAGCCCUCAAUUAAAAAUAAAAUUACAAAAUUUCACCGUUUCCGUUUGUAAAGCGCAGCGCAUCGCCCAGGCGUUCAAAUUCCCAUCUAAUCCGACACAAGUGGUAGAAUCGUUGUGAACCAUGUCAACACCCGCACGCAGACGUCUUAUGAGAGAUUUUAAAAGACUUCAGGAGGAUCCACCAACGGGUGUCUCGGGUGCGCCUACAGAUAAUAAUAUUAUGAUAUGGAAUGCUGUGAUUUUUGGUCCACACGAUACACCAUUCGAGGACGGAACCUUUAAGUUAACCAUAGAAUUUACGGAAGAGUACCCAAACAAACCGCCAACAGUUCGAUUCGUAUCGAAAGUAUUUCAUCCCAAUGUGUACGCGGAUGGUGGAAUAUGCUUGGAUAUAUUGCAGAACCGCUGGAGUCCCACAUACGAUGUGUCAGCCAUACUAACAUCCAUACAGUCACUGCUGAGCGAUCCCAAUCCCAACUCACCGGCUAACUCUACCGCCGCCCAGCUAUAUAAAGAAAACCGACGGGAGUACGAGAAGCGUGUGAAAGCCUGCGUCGAGCAGAGUUUCAUCGAUUAGCCAUGCGCCCACUCUAGGAACAGCAGCAGCAGCAGCAGCAUUAGAAGCAGGAGCCACAACAGGAGCAGCAGCAGAUUUGAGGGCGGCCGCAGCUUAAAACAUCAGCAAACUACAGCAACAAAAAUAUGCAAUACCAUAAAGAAGUUUAAAUUAAAUAAUGACAGAAAUAUUUAUGAUAAUUGUAAUGCUAUGAAAUUGUAACAGCGCCAACGGCACGGCACAGCAGCAUAUAUUCACCCUCAACCGCUCACCCGCUCACACACCUGCGCACACCACCCGCCACCCAUACACACUGGGCAGUUUUUAGUUAUAUUUGUUUGGCCGUUAGUUCCACCUUCUUCCUAACCCGAUCCCGUAAUUAGACGCAGAUCACACAAAAGUAGCAACCACUUAGACCGGCAGUCAAAAAAGGCUCUCGUAAGCUAACAACUCUGAUAUGUUAUAACUUAAAUAGCAGCGUCAAAAAAAUUAUUAAGAAUAAUAAAAAAUAUUAUUAAAACCAUGUCAAACAAUAGCAAGGCCUAAAUAGUUUCAUUUUAGAUGUGCGCAAAGCAAGCCCUGUAAAACUAAACCAAACCAAAACCUAAACAGAAAUUCAUAUUUGUAGUAGUGUCGUAGCAAAACCUCGAAAGUUAAUUGGCAAUUCUGAAUCUGCCUGAGAACCUAUGUAGUAGUCAAAUGUCCAGUGUCCUCAAUGAUAUCUCCCAUAUACACAUACACAUGCUACCUAGAUCGAUUCAUAAGUUUAUUGGCUAAACAUUGUGAAAUUACUAGAAAUUGAGAAUUAAAUGUUAGUUGUUAGCAAUAUAAA